Molecule: messenger RNA, 5301 nt
Organism: Ostrea edulis (European flat oyster)
Lineage: Eukaryota; Metazoa; Mollusca; Bivalvia; Ostreida; Ostreidae
Product: protein MTSS 2-like
Exons: 18
Coding region: 1066-3855 (929 amino acids)
Biological process (GO): plasma membrane organization; cell projection assembly
Cellular component (GO): actin cytoskeleton; cytoplasmic side of plasma membrane
Molecular function (GO): actin binding; phospholipid binding
Source: RefSeq, a predicted model, not a curated record
UUUUUUUAAAUUUAGAUGUCUCUACAAAACUCUCUUGUAUGCCUAUCGGCCUUAAAUUAAUAAAACAAAUAAUAAUGACUUAUUUCUAAACAAAAUCGAAAUAUUAAAAUAUUUUUUAUAACAAACUUGUCAAACUUUAAACACAGCUGCCAUGCAAUAAAAUCACAUUCUAUAGAAUCACUCAAUAUUUACAUUUACAUAUAUAUCUAUAUAUCUGGUAAAAUUCCAAUCUCUCACCAGAGGGCGUAUUACGCUACGCGACAACAUCUCUGUCAACGUCUGAAUGUCAAGAUUCUUGGCAAAACUUAUUUCUACCUAUUGCAUUAUAAAGUAUGAUUUUACAAGUUUUAGUGUUAAGCUUAAAAUCUUACAGUAAGUUCACAAAAACAACGAAUUCCAUGAUUUGUCUAGUAUUAUUGGAUGAAUGAAUGAAUGAAUAUUUAUAUAAAACCUUUUAAUUCGCUCAGGUGUCUCAUAUUUACCAGCUUCUGUGUUUAUAAAAUUCAGACAAGUGUUUGAUUUGCUUAGAUAUUACCAUUACAGUUUGAUAUGCUAAGUUAGUUUUAGUACGUUUUGAUAUGAUUUUUAGACGUUGACAGAGGUAUUAGUAGAACAUAAUAGAGCAUAACGGGAACGAUAACUCUGGGUAGAGAUUGGUAAAAUUCGUCAACAUAAACAGAACGACAACUCUGUCAGCUUGAAAUUCCCCUAAGAGCCUCCAUAUGGUUUGUCCAAUCAAAUUCAUGACGUAAACCACGUGGGAUUGUUUCGUUCUCAAUAUGCAUUUCAUUGCAAUGGUUGAACUGCAGAAACACGCGAGGAUAAGUGGUUAUUUAAUAUUCACAAAGUAUGGAGUUAUUUAGUGAAGAAAACACUCUGGAGACAAAAAUUGAGGAUUUUGUUUUAAAACUGUAGACAAAGAAACACUGUAGGCCUAUAUGUGUAAACGACCAAUGUAUCUGGGUUUGGAAUUGAUCAUUGUUUUUUAACGGUUGCAGAAAAGGUCUGUUUAAUUUCAUUUGUCGCCUGCAGAAGAAUUGAUUUUCUGUAGUUAUUGAAGAUAAAAUGGAAGGUGGAAUUGAAAAAGAUUGCACAGCUCUUGGUGGGCUUUUUCAGACCAUCAUAACUGAUAUGAGGGCAAGUUCUGCGGUUUGGGAAGAUUUUACCAGUAAAGCAGCCAAACUUCACACAUCUCUCAAAGCUACACUGUCUGCCAUUGGGGGCUUCUUGGAAGCUUUUCAGAAAGUUGCUGACAUGGCAACAGGGUCAAGAGGUGCUACAAAAGAAAUUGGUUCAGCUCUCACAAGGCUGUGUAUGAGGCACAAAAGUAUAGAAGCCAAAUUAAAAGCAUUAACAGGGUCCAUCAUUGAUAAUCUAGUCACUCCAGUUCAGGAACACAGUGAAGAAUGGAAAAAAUCUGUGGCUCAGCUGGACAAGGAACAUGCCAAAGAAUAUAAAAAAGCUCGUCAGGAGAUCAAGAAAGCUGCUUCCGAUACGAUGAGGCUACAGAAGAAGGUCAAGAAAGGAAAGAACGAUAUGCAGCUGAAGCUGGACAAUGCUAUGGAUGAUGUCAACAGCAGAUACCAGGCUCUGGAGAUGGCAGAGAAGAACUCGGUUCGGACGGCGCUGAUUGAGGAGCGCAGCCGUUUCUGCUUCUUCAUCAGCUACCUAAGGCCUUUUGUUGAUCAUGAGGUGAGUCUGUUGACAGAAAUAACACAUCUUCAGGAGAUCAUGGACCACCUGUGUAUGCAGUGUAAUGACCCCCACACCCUUCCCCCAGCUAGUGAGCAAGUCAUCAUGGAUCUGAAAGGAUUCGAUAGCAGUAGCGUGUGGAACUUCUCACAACAUUCACCCCCAAGUUCUCCGAGUUCUAUAGGAUCACGUAAAUCCAGCAUGUGCAGCAUCAAUAGUAUUACCUCUUCCUCCAGCGGUUCCUUAAAAUCACACUCCCCCAGUCACCUCAAUCAUCUCCGAAACUCGGCUCAGACAAUACCAAUGGGUACAGCACGAUUAACGAGCGUUUCUUCCCAGGACUCCGGAUUUACGUCACAAGAUACCCUGUUUCUGCGACCUGCUACUCCCACAUCAUUAAACAUUCGCCGAAAGGACGCUGAUCAGAUCAGUACAGACAAUGCCGAUGCCGACUCACAGUCCUCUACCCCGUCAGACAACACACCCUCAGCUAGUUCUACGUGGACCAACUGGCCAAACCCACCAAGCUCCAACUCUAAAUCAGAUGACAAUCGACCACAUACAAUAUCAUCUGCUUAUGAAAAAACACACAACAGACCGGCCCUUUCAGCCAGUCUGUUUGAACCACCCUCAGAAAUGGCAGAGGAAGAAGAUGUUCAAAUCAGGAACAAGAAAAAAGAGAGGUCGAAUUCCUCGUCCAGUGCUGGGUCGGGUCAUUACUCGAGGCCACAGUCAGCAACCAUCAACAAGAUGCAGCCGGUUCUGCCCCCCCUGGCCCCGAAACCAAAGUCAAAGGCAGUCCCACCUCCCAAAGUCCCAACCAUAGGUGAAGCCCCAGCUUAUGUAAACAUGAGUGAUCUUGCAAACAUGGCUGCCAGUAAGAGGAGAGAAUCGGAGUCCGAUGGGACCGCCAAGCCGGGGACGAGUGAGCUCCCUAUGGACCUGGUGGAAGCAAUCAACCAGUUAGAUAACGCUACCGCUGCAUUAAACAGCGAUUACGAACAAGAGGAAGAAAAACACAAAGCCAAGGUAUAUAGUGAGGAAAAGCCUAGUAAAAUGAAGAGGAACACUAUCGAGCUGGCCAAAGCAAUACAGGAACUGGAAGCUAGUACGGCUGCCCUUCAGUCAACGUACGACGGUGACAGCAACACCAGCCAGCACUCGCUACAGUGCUCCAGUGGUUACGGCACGAUGAACAGCACACCAGCUAACUCGCAGGACACGAUAGCCAUGGGAGGAAGUCUAAAACGCCGUAAUAUACAGACUAUCAGCAUGUCGCCUGCUUCAAAAAAGUCCUAUUUUGAUCAUAAUACUACAGAAUGCAUAUCUGCCAAUGAAAAAUAUUUCACCAUCCCUCGUAAUUCAGAAAUAGGGAAUAUGUUCAGAGCUGAAAUGCAGGCUAAAAGGCCCGCCUCCACUGCAGGUAUCCCAGUAUCCAGACAAACAGGUGCCCCAAUUGCUAGGAGAAGUUCUAUGAACACCCCAAAACCACCACCCCCGGUCCGACGGUCCUCCUCUAUUACGACAGCCAAUCCUCAGACUCUACAGAAACUCAGAAACACGCCACCUAGGCAACUCCAGCAGUCUUCCCGUGACCAGCACUCCGAGUCAGAUCGUACCUCACUUCACCGUCGCAGUAACAGUUCAGGAGGAGAACCAGCGUAUGCUGAAUUGCAGACAAUUCAAAUGAGUAUUCAUGCUAGACAACAAUUACAAUACCAGUCAGAACCCAGCCCCUAUGCAUCCGUGGACACUCAACACAUAGCUUAUUCAGCCCCUCCCACUCCAUCUCAAUAUGGAGAAAGAUGCAUGCCACCUAGUGGACAUUACCAGCCCCCAAAAGCUAAUCAGGCGGAACUGAUGCAAAAGCUUAAUGCUCAGUUCUCAGCACUGAAUGCUGCCUAUCACCAGGAGGAUGAUAGUCUUCCUCCACCCCCACCAGAACUAGUCCAGCUAGAUCCUGAUCUGCCUCCACCUCCAUCCGCUGCGGAGCUGGAGGAGAUGGAGAAAGUGUACAGUACGCCUGCAGUACAGCGACACCCUCCUGUGAACCCCAAGCCUGUCCACUCAGGAGUAAACCCAGGCAGUCUGAGGGCUUCGCUUGUGUCGGAACUGAAAGGACUACGUCAAUUGUCAAAUAGUGAGAAUGGAUCAGAGUGCUAGCAGGAGACCAAAGUAGUGAUGGAGUAUGUCCCACAACUUCAAAACAGGCAGACUUCAGUAUAAUGAUAUUUGCUGUUAGAAAAAACUGAUAUAGUAUUUCUUGUACAUUCAUGAUUGAAACAGCAUACUUUCAUAUAGUUUCUACACAGAUACCGAUUUAUUUUAUGCGUUUUUGACUGCUGUAUGUACAGUUGCCAUGUAAAUGUAUAUGAAAUUUUUUUAAAACUAUUAUUAGUAUUUGUUUUUAAUUUAUUUUCAUUUAAAAGUAGUUUCUGACUAAGAAAGUCAUUGUGAUAAGCGGCAAUUAUGCAUGUUCUUCAUUCCCAUUUACAUUCACGUGCAUGUUAUAACAUUUUAUUUCAAUACAUGGUGCAACCACUUCAGUUCUCAGUAAAAGAUUUUUCAACAUAUUUGUUUUGCAUAAUACAAGUUUGAUAUUGAGUUAUAAGGGCAUAUGUUUCAUUUUCGACUAAUCCUCUUCAUUUCCACGGGAUUUGAUCUCCUUUUUGUUUGUCAAAUCACUUCACAUAACCCUGGACAGUACUUCUCAAUUUUAAAAUGAGGAAAGCAUUUUUUUAAGAUAAUGUUAAGAUAUUGGAUAGGAAUUUAGAAAUGUACUUCUUCAUUGGAGAUGCACAGGUCUUGAAAAUUUCUUGUGUGCCAACGGUUGCAGAUAUACUCAUUGAUCUUCCAUUUAUUUUUGCGUCAUCUGUUGGAGUUCUGUAUGGGGGGAACUCGUAACAGUCAUGUGCUCAUGUGUAACAGCAGUGAAUUUAACAAGUGUGAAUGUUUAUUGUAAACUCUGAGUGUGUCUUAAGUUUGACAGGGCAAUCAUUUCAUCAAGUAAUACAUGUCAUGGUUCACUUUUGUCAUUGUUGAAUAAUACAUAGUGCAAUUUUCAUGUAGUGGAAGUCUUUUCUAAUAUUAAUAUUACAGUGUGCUGCUAUUGUUAAAUGUUUUAAUGUCAUGUGUAUUCAACACAAACAGCUUUACCUAUAAGGGUUAUAUGCACUGCAUCAAUCUACAUUAUUACCUAUAAUGUUUUUUACUUUGUAUUAUAUAAAGUCUUUCAAAUUGAAAUUAGAAAAUGAAACUAAGACUGAGAUCCAAACUUGCCUUUAUGUCUUGUUUUCUCUGGGCUCUGUAUGCAUUUCUUUUCUACCCAAAUUUUACUCUGUAUAUUUGAAGCAAUAUCUUUUCACUACAUCUCCAGCCCAGCAGCAGCAAUACAAGGUUUAAUAAGCAGAGCACCUUUUGUAUAUUUUUAUAAUCAGUUUGGUAAGUUCUAAUGAAUCUUCGUUUAAAGAUCAGAGUGGUACUGUAUGAUAUUGCUAGUAGUUUGUGACAUGUAAUGUUGUCAGUUAAUGUUUAAAACUAGCUGAGAUAGGACAGUUUAUGAUAUGUUGUGCAUAUAACUUGCUGGAAAUAAAAAGUGUUAUGACCUAA